AUGGCCGCCUACUGCAACGAGGUACGCAAGCUCGAGGACAAGUUCGACGGGUUGGAGCUCAACCACGUCGCAAGGCGCUUCAACGAAGCCGCCGACGAGCUCGCAAAGGCGGCGUCCGGCCGGAUGCCCGUCCCCGACGGCGUCUUCGUUAGCGACCAGCUGAAGCCUUCGAUCCGUUACCCAAAGCCAGCAGGGGGAAACAACGCUGCCCCACCCGACCCGGCCGCGAAAGCCAAGCCCUCCGACCCCGCGGUUAUGGAAAUCGAGGCGGGCCCCGCGGCUGGGGCCGACCCCCCGACCGAUUGGAGAGCCCCGUACCUCGAAUACCUUAUCCACGACGCGCUCCCAACUGACAAGACCGAAGCCCGCAGGAUCACGCGCCGAGCGAAAUCCUUCACCAUCAUCAACCAGGAACUUUACAAGCGAAGCCACACGGGGAUCCUCCAGCGCUGCAUCCCGAUCGAGCAGGGAAAGGCGCUGAUCCAGGACAUCCACGCCGGGGCCUGCGGUCACCACGCUGCGCCAAGGACGCUGGUGGGCAAUGCCUUCCGGCAAGGUUUCUACUGGCCAACCGCGGUCGCGGAUGCUACCCAGGUAGUCCGCACUUGCGAAGGAUGCCAAUUCUUUGCCCGCCAAACCCAUCUGCCCGCACAGGCGUUGCAAACCAUCCCCAUCACGUGGCCGUUCGCGGUCUGGGGGCUGGAUCUAUUCACCGGAAAGAGGUUCCUCCAGUUCUGCGACGACCACCACAUUCGAGUGGAUUGGGCGGCAGUUGCGCACCCCCGCACGAACGGGCAAGUCGAACGAGCCAACGGCAUGAUACUCCAGGGUCUCAAGCCACGGAUCUUCGACCGCCUUAAAAAGUUCGGCGGACGAUGGGUUGCGGAACUCCCAGCAGUCCUCUGGAGCCUGAGGACGACU
This is a messenger RNA of Setaria italica (foxtail millet), 921 nucleotides long. RefSeq lists its product as uncharacterized. Lineage: Eukaryota; Viridiplantae; Streptophyta; Magnoliopsida; Poales; Poaceae. The transcript has 3 exons. The annotation marks the transcript as partial. Gene Ontology annotation, molecular function: nucleic acid binding. The record is from RefSeq and is a predicted model, not a curated record.